Messenger RNA from Emys orbicularis (European pond turtle), 639 nucleotides. It is a transcript of the gene C8H5orf24, whose product is annotated as chromosome 8 C5orf24 homolog. The transcript is spliced from 2 exons. The coding region runs from base 73 to 639 and encodes 188 amino acids. Lineage: Eukaryota; Metazoa; Chordata; Testudines; Emydidae. The record is from RefSeq and is a predicted model, not a curated record.
UCCGGGCCUCUCCGACACCCCGAGCCGAGGAGGGGAGGCGCCGCGCCGCGCCCCGGGCAGCCCUGCGGAAAAAUGAUGCAUCCUGUUGCCAGCAGUAAUACAGCUUUCUGUGGGACUGGCAAGAGUUCUUGCCUUAACGAAGACAAUGUGAGAUCCACUGAUCAGUUUGACUUGUAUUCUACACAGCAAAGCAAAUACAGCCACACAGUCAGCCACAAACCAAUUGCAUGCCAGAGACAAGACACGUUAAAUGAAACACACUUGCAGGCCGCAAGUGGCAGGAAUAUAGAGACAAAAGAUGAACUAAAGAAAAAGAAAAACCUCAAUCGAUCUGGUAAACGUGGAAGGCCAUCGGGGACCACAAAAUCAGCGGGGUACCGAACCAGCACAGGUCGACCUCUUGGGACCACCAAAGCAGCUGGAUUUAAAACAAGUCCAGGCAGACCCUUGGGUACAACUAAAGCUGCAGGAUACAAAGUCAGCCCAGGCAGACCUCCAGGUAGCAUUAAAGCUCUAUCACGCCUUGCAAAUCUAAGUUAUACUUGUGGCAGUGCAGCUUUUCCCUAUCCUAUGGUGCAUAACAGAGGAGUACAUGCUGCUGGUGAAACUAGUAGCAAAGUCAAACAACCCAAUGAGUGA